Messenger RNA from Naegleria gruberi, 1086 nucleotides. RefSeq lists its product as uncharacterized. The transcript has a single exon. The record is from RefSeq and is a predicted model, not a curated record. Bases 1 to 1086 code for a protein of 361 amino acids. NCBI's taxonomy places the organism in Eukaryota, Heterolobosea, Eutetramitea, Acrasida, Naegleriidae.
AUGAAGCCUACAAAACAGUUCAAAGGACUUAUUAAUUACAAGCCUUCUAGUAGUAAUUCAAGACACGGCAGUACUAUUGAAGAUGAUUCAUCAUCCACCACUGAUGACAAAGAUAACAAACAGAGAAUUGAGUUUGUUCAUCACAAGCUCACUUCACUUUUACUUCGUUUAAAUGAUUUAGUUCUUAUCAUUGUUCCAGAAGAGUUUGAAAUAUUACAAACACUUGAUCCAAUGUUGCAUGGUAAGGUCGGAACAAUUGUUGGUUUAGGCCAUUUUGAUGAAGAUGAAUGUGAAGAUUUAGUUCAAAUUGAAAUUGAAAACAAAAAGACUAAUUCAAUUGACCAUACCAUAACUCACAAACAAUGUGAAACUGUUUCCGUUCCAAAGUUUUGUGUCUGUUUGAAGGCUGAAGUUUUUAAUGAAAGAAAAGAAAGGUACCUCUCACAGAGAAGAGCCAGAUCAUAUGAUGCUCUCUCAACCUCUUCCACCACUUCUAGUACAGUCUCAGACAUUUCUCUAACUAGCUUGCUUUCUACUACCCGUUCACUUUCUCCAGAGUGUUUCCCUUCAAAUAACUUAUCCUCACUCCUUGUUUCACCUUCCAAACAACAUACCAGCUCACCUCCAACCACUUCUAAUACCACCAACAGUUGCAGUCCAAAGUAUUCUCUAGGUCCAAAGAAGACAACUUCCAUUCUUAAUAGACAAAAGAGAUUCCACAGCAGUGCAACAGCUCCUCCUCCACUUCUUUCCUCCACUUCUACCUUUUUCCAAUCAUCAACUACUACACAAGCAGUUGGAAAUAACAAGAGACCUCUCUCCUCACCAGGCAAGACAAGUAAGAAAAGCUCCUACCAAUUUUCCUCAACUAAUAGUCAAUUUUCCUCAAAACACGACACUGAUAAUGAUGUUGAUAUGAGGGACAAUUUUCUCUCUCAAUCAGUCCCAAAGUAUAUCAACAGUUUUAUGCUUUCUGAUUUUGAAAGUAGCAACAUCUUCUCUGCUGACAUUCCAAGUGAAAAAGUCAAUAGACAAAGACGAGUCCAAGAUAUUGAAAUGACAGAAAGUUCUGAAAGAGUAUCGUAA